AUGCGCGAUUAUGGGACUGCGAUCUACCAGUCGGAGGAGGACAAUGAUGACAACGUGGAGGAAAACGAAGCUGCCAACGCUGUUGAAGAUGCCGCGGGGGCAGGCGGAGGAGCUGCAAGACAGCAGCGCAGCUCGAAGAUGAUUCGCACUGACAUCGAGGAACGGGCCCUAGAUCCGAAUCACAACUUCUUCCUUCUCGUGGAUAGCGGCACGGCUGACCAGGUGAAAGGCAAAGAUGCUGAGAUGCGAGCCCGCUUCGAGAGAUGCGUCUCCCUCUGGAGCACGAGCACGAGCACGAGCACCGGCGCCAAUCAGCCGCUGGCCGGAGCAGCUCUGAACUGCUCUCUCGGAGGAGCUAGUUCCGAAGGGGCAGGGACCAGCGCGGGACCGGGUAGUUCGCUGCUUGGCCUCCAGACUGGUACAGCAGUAGGCCAGUCAGUCGCCACUUUGCAGUCUUCUUCGAUGCACGAGGCUGGUGCACCUCCGGCCGGCGUCAGAGGGGCCAUAAGCGGUCCCCUCAGUCGCCAGGGCAGUGUUCGCCCACCGGCGACAACAGGCACCGCCACUGGCUCCUUCGAGGGUCAGGGCACCGGGUCGUCAAGUCGCCUGCAGCCAGGCGGCAGCAUUACGUCGCGAGGAGGCGGCCAUCCUGGUCCGAAGGGAGCAGGUCUCUCGACGGCGCCAGUCGCAGACUCGGGCCCCAAGCCGGUAGGCAGCGCCGGAGCAGAGGAGGAGUUGCGAGUGCCGAUGUGCGGCCUCGUGGUGGGCGGUGACAGGUUCACUCUGCGCCAAGUCUACUGCUCGGUAAUCCAGAACCGCUGUCCGAUGGUGGUGACCAAGGUCAGUCGACAGAGCGGCAGGCGUUUAUUUUGAAACACAUUUCGCGUUAAUCUUGUGAUUCUUUGUCAUACCACCUUGUCUCAGGGUACUUCCGGUGCAGCAGACGCAAUUGCUUUCGGUCUGGACACCGCCGCCAAAAUGGCGUCAGAAGAGGUGCCCGAUGAAAAGGAGCAAGUCCCUUUGGAGCAGAGGCAAGCUCGUUAUUAG
This is a messenger RNA of Protopolystoma xenopodis, 1047 nucleotides long. NCBI's taxonomy places the organism in Eukaryota, Metazoa, Platyhelminthes, Monogenea, Polystomatidea, Polystomatidae. The record is from the annotation of a GenBank genome assembly.